CCUUCCCUGCAUCUACCUUCUUCCUAACUCACACAUCUUUCCCAUCCCAGUUUUCUUUUUCCAUUUUCUCGCCUCAGCCUGCCUGUGCCUCCCUCCCAAAUCCACAUACCCUUUCCUGCCUCUCCCUUCCUGUCUUGCUUGCGAUGCCGCUCCCUCCGUUCUUCCCUGGCUCUCUCUGCUCCCUCAAUCCUGCUUCUGCAAUGGACAAAGCGUUAAGGCACCCAUGGGGGCCUGAAUUCAGAGACUCUGGGAAGGAAGGGGUUAAGGGAUCAUUGACUCCGGAGACUGGGAAGAUAGACUAGAGAGAAGAGUGUGACCUCUAGAUGAAAGGGGUUUCAAGGUAUAGCAGGAGUCAAGAAAGUCCUCGGGGCAAGAAAGAGAAUAAUAGAGUGUGCCAGGGUGAUAGAAAGAAGCUUAAGGCUUCUGCCACAGAUACUCGGAGAAGAGUAAAGUGACGGCAGCUCAUCGAUGAUAAAGCGCCCCAGACGUCUUGUCCCCUCUAUUGGCGGAGGCUAGGGCUGACUCUGCUCUUCGUGGCAGAGCUACUGGACCCAGCAGCAGAGGGCGCUCCUCAAUAAUAGUACAUGGAUAAGAAGUACACCCAAAAAGCCGCUCCCAGCCAGGGCCACUUACCCCUGAGGGCAGGGCAAGACUUCAGUGUGGCCAAGUGGACCAAGCUGGACAGGCUGUUUAAAUAUGGGCAGAAGUAGUGAGUGUGUCACAGCGAACAUCUAAUCCGGAAGUUGGGUGUCAAACAUACAGACAACUGAAAAUUUGGGUGCAGUAAGAACCAAUCUGGGCUGCAUCAGGAAAGAUGGGGAGAAUAAAAGAGACCACUACUGGGUUUGUACUUGCCUCCCAGGAUGCCCUACUCUCUGACCUGGAGACCACCACUUCACACAUGUCACGGUUAGGGGCUCCAAAAGAGCGCCCACCAGAGACACUCACACCUCCCCCACCCUAUGGCCACCAGCCACAGACAGGGUCUGGAGAAUCUUCAGGAGCCUCUGGGGACAAGGAUCAUCUAUACAGCACAGUAUGCAAGCCUCGGUCCCCAAAGUCUGUAGCCCCUGUGGCUCCUCCGUUCUCCUCUUCCAGUGGUGUGUUGGGCAAUGGACUCUGUGAGCUAGACCGUCUACUUCAGGAACUUAAUGCCACCCAGUUCAACAUUACAGAUGAAAUCAUGUCUCAGUUCCCAUCUAGUAAGAUGGCUGAAGGGGAAGGAAAGGAGGACCAAUCUGAAGACAAGAGCAUAACCACUGUCCCUUCCAGCACAUUCCCUGCCCCCUCAAAGCCUUCAGCCACCUCAGCCACUCAGGAGCUAGAUAGACUGAUGGCAUCGCUCUCUGACUUUCGUGUCCAGAACCAUCUUCCGGCCUCAGGGCCACCUCAGCCUCCAGCAGUGAGCCCCACCCGUGAGGGAUGCCCAUCUCCACCAGGACAGACCAACAAGGGCAGUCUGGACACCAUGCUGGGCCUGCUGCAGUCUGACCUCAGCCGCCGUGGUGUUCCCACUCAGGCCAAGGGCCUCUGUGGCUCCUGCAAUAAACCUAUUGCUGGGCAAGUGGUUACCGCCCUGGGUAGAGCCUGGCAUCCGGAGCACUUCCUUUGCAGAGGUUGUUCCACAACCCUGGGAGGCAGCAGUUUCUUCGAGAAGGAUGGGGCUCCCUUUUGCCCUGAGUGCUACUUUGAGCGCUUCUCCCCACGAUGUGGCUUCUGCAACCAACCCAUCCGACAUAAAAUGGUCACCGCCUUGGGCACCCACUGGCACCCAGAACAUUUCUGCUGUGUCAGCUGCGGGGAGCCUUUUGGAGAAGAGGGUUUCCACGAGCGGGAGGGCCGCCCCUACUGCCGGCGGGACUUCCUGCAGCUGUUCGCCCCGCGCUGCCAGGGCUGCCAAGGACCCAUUUUGGAUAACUACAUCUCGGCACUCAGCGCGCUCUGGCACCCAGACUGCUUCGUGUGCAGGGAAUGCCUCGCGCCCUUCUCCGGAGGCAGCUUCUUUGAGCACGAGGGUCGCCCACUGUGUGAAAACCAUUUCCACGCUCAGCGUGGUUCGUUGUGUGCCACGUGUGGCCUCCCUGUGACUGGCCGCUGUGUAUCUGCUCUGGGCCGCCGCUUCCACCCAGAUCACUUUACCUGCACCUUCUGCCUACGCCCACUCACCAAAGGCUCCUUCCAGGAGCGUGCCAGCAAGCCUUACUGCCAGCCUUGCUUCCUGAAGCUCUUUGGCUGACCUCCUCUUGGGAUCACAGACCUCCAAAACCACGCCUCCAAAAACCUGUUCUCCCUGAAAAAGACUGGGCCCUCCAGAUCCCUAGCUCUGGAGCUGCCCAGGCAUUCUUGCCUGUACUCCCACCUCCAUCCCCACUAUGGCCCGGCCACUGGAGAGUGCUCCAGGUUUGUCAAGCUCAGCAAGGGCCCCACUAGCUCUCACUUUGACACGAUUCUGGUUUUCUAAUCUGACGGAUUAGAGGCCAAGAUGUCCCAGUUCACCCAUGGCUCACUGUUCUGUACUUUUUUUUUCUACAAACAUAAAAACACGCUCCACAUCUCA
This is a messenger RNA of Rattus norvegicus (Norway rat), 2557 nucleotides long. RefSeq names its product transforming growth factor beta 1 induced transcript 1 (gene Tgfb1i1). Lineage: Eukaryota; Metazoa; Chordata; Mammalia; Rodentia; Muridae. The record is from RefSeq and is a predicted model, not a curated record. Gene Ontology annotation, cellular component: focal adhesion; cytoskeleton; nuclear matrix.